GCCACCCUGUCUGCACGGCCGCCCCCUCAACGCUGAGCCCGGCGCCCUGGGCGCCCGCAGAGGUCAAGGGCAGCGCCUGCCAGCCCCGGGGCCCUGGGGACCGGACGAGGGCAGAGGGCCUCACAAGGAGACGGCGUCCUCGGGCUCAGGAACCAGAGCUCCCUCGGGCCGGGCCGGGCCGGCGCCCCCGGGGGGAAGGCCCGUUUCCGGUCCCGCCGGCGGAAGCGGCGCCGCGUCCAAUCCGGGUCCUCCUGGCGCGCGCCGCCCCGCCUUCCCCAGGCUGGCCCCCGGGGGUGGGCGGGGCGCCCGGCGGCCCGUCAGCGCGGAGGGCGGCGCGUGCGCGCGGCGGGGCGCACGCUGACCCGGAGGCGACCCCUCCGUCCGCCGCCUUCCCCGGCGUGAAGAUGGCGCUGUCCAGGGUGUGCGGGGCGCGGGCUGCUCUGUGGGGCUCGGCCGCCGGCCGCGGACCCUUUGUCACCCGGAGGCUGCAGCUGGGUCGCUCCGGCCCCGCGUGGCGAGCCCCUCGGUCUUCGAAGCUCCAUCUUUCUCCAAAGGCCGACGUGAAGAACUUGGUUUCUUUCGUGGUGACCAAGACAAGAGCGAUCAAUGGAACAUACCAUCGUUUCUUGGGCCGUCAUUUCCCCCGCUUCUAUGCCUUAUACACAGUCUUCAUGAAAGGAAUACAGAUGUUAUGGGCUGAUGCCAAAAAGGCUAGAAGAAUAAAGGCAAAUAUGUGGAAGCACAAUAUAAAGUUUCAUCAACUUUCUUACCGGGAGAUGGAGCAUUUGAGACAGUUCCGUCGAGAUGUCAGCAAGUGUCUUUUCAUAGGUAUCAUUUCUAUCCCACCCUUUGCCAACUACGUGGUCUUCCUGCUAAUGUACCUGUUUCCUAGGCAACUGCUUGUUAAGCAUUUCUGGACCCCCAAACAACAAGUUGAUUUCUUAGAUAUUUAUCACAGUCUCCGGAAGCAGGCCCACUCAGAAGUCAUGACUUAUUUAGAAAGGGCCAGCACUCUUGUUUCUGAUGAGAGGCUUCAGUGGCAUCUGACAGACCUGGGCAUCAAGGUGCGGAACGGUACCCACCCGACAGCUCAUGACAUCCUGCCUCUCAGAGAGUGCUUCUCUACUCAUCCCCUGGGCUUGAAUCAACUCCAGGCUGUGCAAAUGAGAGCCUUGAGCCGGGCCAUGCUCCUCACACCUUACCUGCCUGCCCCCUUGUUGAGAUGGCGGCUAAAGAGUCAUACCACUGUGAUUCACCAGCUGGACAGGGCUCUGGCAAAGCUGGGGAUUGGCCAGCUGACUGCCCAGGAAGUGAAAUCGGCUUGCUAUCUUCGUGGCUUGAAUUCUACCCAUACUGCUGAUGACAGGUGUAGGACUUGGCUAGGAGAAUGGCUGCAGAUUUCCUGCAGCCUAAAAGUAAAGAAUGACAGAGGAAAACCGCUCCUGCCACCUCCAUUUAAACAGGAGGCAGAGGAACACUUCCAGUAAAGAAGUCAGUGCUGAGUGGGUCCGGGAACUUUUAACUAAGGCAUGGGAGAGUAAGGACUCCUGACUGAGGUAAGUGUUGAGUCUGAGUCCCAGUCCAUAGAUUCCAAAGAUUAUAAUCAGAUCUUGAAUCCUUUGGAAUCUGGGAGUCCUAAGUCACACACUAAGAAUCAGUUUGACUUUGGUUUCAUAAAUCUCUAAGAUUGGGGGGGGUGUCCAAUAAAACCUGCAGUUCUCAGGAUUGAACUGUAACAUCCAAAGAGCUCUCUAAACCUAGAUAACCAAGUACCGAAAGGGUACAUAUAGAGGAAGAGAAUCCUAACUAGCUGAUGACCUUGUACUACACUUUAUAUUCCAUUUAGAGCCAAGCUCUCCCAAAAGGAGUGUGUGAGUGUGUGUGUGUGAGAGAGAGAGUGUGUGUGUGUGUGUGUGUGUGUGUGUGUGUGUGUGUGUGUGUGUGUACUAGGUGAGAAAGCAAACAGAGUCAUCUUCCAGACUGUUCUACUGGACUCCUACCUAAUGACUUAUGCUCUGUACCAUGUUCAUAUCCAACCAGGAUUUUUUCCCUUUUAAGGAGAAAAGAUGGGAAAAAGGCAGAGAAGUUUAACUCUAGAACCUAAGAACAUCUCAAAGAAAUAAUUCAAGUUACAGACCAGGAAUCCCAUUUGCAGAGCAGGUCAGGGAACACCAAACACGUUGAAAAUUAACUUAUUUCCCAGUUAAGAGGUGGGAGAAAGCAGGGUCAAUUUUUAGGAUGGGAGUUUUGUACAGAAGCAGAGAUUCUUCUGUGGCCUCCAUUCUAGACUCAGCCGAGUGGCCUUUCUAACAGUGUGACUGAUACACCAAGAUGGGUGAGGAGGAGCUGCCCUGCAGAGAGCUAGCUGCUCACGUCCUUAGUUCUGGCCCCAUGCAUAAAGAAGUUACCCAGCUUACUGUGUGAUCGACAUCUUUGUUCUGGUGGCCAAGAGAGCUCAGUACUGGAAACUGAGUGGGGCUGGUCUCUUCCCCUUUUAAAAAAUACAUGUACUAACAACCCCUUCCUACCCAUUUUCCUAAGAUUUUCAAUAAAAUAACCUGGG
Onychomys torridus (southern grasshopper mouse) is the source of this 2563-nucleotide messenger RNA. It is a transcript of the gene Letmd1, whose product is annotated as LETM1 domain containing 1. The record is from RefSeq and is a predicted model, not a curated record. NCBI's taxonomy places the organism in Eukaryota, Metazoa, Chordata, Mammalia, Rodentia, Cricetidae. Gene Ontology annotation, cellular component: mitochondrial inner membrane. Gene Ontology annotation, molecular function: ribosome binding. Gene Ontology annotation, biological process: intracellular monoatomic cation homeostasis. The coding region runs from base 405 to 1487 and encodes 360 amino acids. The transcript has 9 exons.